Messenger RNA from Esox lucius (northern pike), 3844 nucleotides. Its product is annotated as E3 ubiquitin/ISG15 ligase TRIM25-like. Lineage: Eukaryota; Metazoa; Chordata; Actinopteri; Esociformes; Esocidae. The record is from RefSeq and is a predicted model, not a curated record. Bases 1706 to 3283 code for a protein of 525 amino acids. The transcript is spliced from 6 exons.
UUUGAAGGCAAAAUCCGAAAACCGGAAGUCUUAUUGUUGCUACGGAAUCUUUAAUGUUGCCAGCAUGACGCUAAUUACUUUCUUAUUUUGUCCAGCCUCAGCUCUUUGUUUGAUAAGUCAAACGCAUCACUUCCUGUGCGCAGGAUAACAUAUCCCGCCACUGCGAGAGCCGACCACUUUUUUCCUUAGGAGCGGCACACGUUCUACAGAGGUUUUUCAGAUGCGGGUCUGGGAACAUCUGAUAUAGUAGGAAUUCAUCCACCAUCCAGAUUAGGAGAACAGCGAUGUGUCAAUGCAAAAAUUUUUACGUCAGCUUUAACUGGUAAAAAAUGACAAGUUUAGUGCAAGGUAUAACCUUUUACUCUUUGUCGCAGCCAUGUACAGCAAUCAACCAUUAGUGCCUGGUAACAAUAAAAUACAAGGUUAUCAGGUCAAUUAACUCAGUUCAUCGCGAAAAUAUUUCAAAACGUUUUAUAGCCGAUUGAACAUGGGACAAUUCAACUUUAAGCAAUUUGAAGAUGUAUGAAAGCUAGUUUUUUGUCGCAAUUACCUUUUAUUCAGUAACAGGAGUGGUUCUGCAAUCAUCAAACUCUUGGCAGUAUUCUUUGAGAAUCUUUGCCAAUCCUUUACUACAGACAUAUUGAGCUAUUGCUUGUUUUGGGGGGGUUACUGACUUCUGUCUCCUCUUCAGUUAGUAAAAUGCAUGUUGAAUCAGAUUUAAAUCUACCUGAACUCCUUGGUUGCAUUGGCAUUAGGUUCCUCUAAUUAAAUUCCUUUUUUUUUUAAGCAUCCCAUUGCUUGUUUCCUUUAGUAAUAAAGGAUGUUUGUAUGACAAGACAACAUUUUUAAUUUGGGAAUUUUGAAAAUGACAGGAGAUAAUAAUGGAAAUUAUACAGGAUCUUUAGAAUUGUCUUUUUUGGCAGGCCUAAUUGCCACUGGCCUCUGGGGAAUAAAAGCUGUGCUUCCCCACCGGAAACCUGUCUCCAUUGGUUGAAUCGAUGAGGCUUUCCAGCCAAUUGAGUUGCAAAAAGGCUUUUUCGAGGCCUCAUUCACGUGGUGUACACUGAUGGAACCUGGAUGGAAUAAUUCACAGCAGCCAAAUUAUCAUUGGCUCAAAAUGAAGCGUCACAAUCGCCAACCUCAAGAAGGUCACCCAUGUCAAUUGCAUCAAUCGCAGCGGCCUAACGUCACAAUCAUUACUAUAGCCUAUCUUAGAUAAUGUCUGUUUUAGUGUUCAUUAAAACAAAAAACUGUCCAUAGUUUGUUUAGGCUCACGCAAUAAAGUUAUUUACAUGGGAGUAAAUUAAUUCUCUACAGUUUGCUCACUUCACAUCUAUCCUCCUCCAAAACUUUGUAGCUGGAAUGCAUAAUAGAAAAAUAUGUACCACUCAAUUUUCAUUCCCAGUUUUUUGUCCCAACCCCACUUUGAAAUAAGACACGAGUUUGACGUUAGUCAGAGAGAUAGAAGGGUUGUCUGACAAAUUAACGCUGACCAAGGUUGACUUUUGCCAAAUGAACACCACAAGUACUGUAUGAUCAAGUGUUGUCUGUUUGACACCACCACACUGGGAAGACAUAAGCUUUAGAAUUACACAACUGUCAAUAUGUGACUUAUAUGUAGCUAACCUUUUGUAUGAAUUAUAGUAUCUAACCGGAGAGAGUGAAGUCUUUGGUUUCCUGGUGUCCAUGAAUUGACCAACUCACGAUGCCAACAUUACACGUUAAAGAUCUCAGGAUGAAAUGGGAGAGAAUUGCAUCUCCUCCUUCCAGCAGUGAAAGGUCAGUGGGAAUCCCCCCCCCAUUCAAGAGAGACACCUGGACCCCUGAACUUGGAGGGAUCAAAAUGGAGAGAAUGGUGUCUCCUGCUCCCAGCUGUCUGUCAAUGAAGAGUGACAAAUCAAUGGGAAUCCCCCCCCAAUUCAACAGACACACCUUGACCCCUGACCUGAGAGGGAUAAAACAGGAGAGAGCAGAUUCUCCUGCUCCCAGCUGUCUGUCAAUGAAGAGUGACAAAUCAAUGGGAAUCCCCCCCCAAUUCAACAGAGACACCUGGACCCCUGACCUGAGUCCCAGUCUGCUGACUAAGCAUCAGUUCGGGUGUUCUGUGUGUUCAGAGGUUCUGAGGGACCCGGUCUCUAUUCCCUGUGGACACAGUUACUGCAGGCAGUGCAUCAGUACAUACUGGGCCCAUCCUGGUCCUGCAGGAGACUAUAUGUGUCCCCAGUGCAGUAGGAGAUCCAGAACCCGACCUGAACUCUACACCAACUCAGCCUUGGCCAGGGUGAUCCAGAAGCUCCAGAGAACAGGUUUCAGUCCAGCCCUCCCUGCCCUGGUAUAUGCUGGGCCUGGGGACUUGGCUUGUGAUAUCUGCUCUGGAAAGAAGCUCAGAGCCGUCAAGUCCUGUCUGACCUGCACUGCCUCCUACUGUGAGAGCCACAUCAGACAGCAUUACACGGUCCCAGCACUGCAGAACCACACACUGGCAGAGGUCACUGGAGGUCACUACAGUGGCAAAACUGGGAAGACCAAGAGGAUCAAAGAGGAGGGUGAGACUGAGGAUGAUGAAGACAAGGAGAAUGUUUGUAAAAAAAUAAAGAUGGCUGUUAAGGAGGAGGAUGUGAAGAUUGCUGAUCUAAUGAGGAUAAUCCGUGAGCUUAAGGAAAAUAACUUGGAACUGAAGAACAUUUCAGAACACCUGGAGCAGGAGAACUCUGUACUGAAGAAGAACUUUAUAGACCUGGAGCAAGAGAACUCUGUACUGAAGAAGAACUAUAUAGACCUGGAGCAGGAGAACUCUGUACUGAAGAAGAACUAUAUAGACCUGGAGCAGGAGAACUCUGUACUGAAGAAGAACUUUAUAGACCUGAAACAGGAGAACUUUGUACUGAAGAGGAUCUCUAUAGACCUGGAGCAGGGGAACUCUGUUCUGAAGAAGAUCUCUAAAGACCUGGAGCAGGAGAUCUCUGUACUGAAGAAGAACUCUAUAGACCUGAAACAGGAGAAUUCUUUACUGAAGAGGAUCUCGAAAGACCUGGAGCUGGUGAACUCUGUACUGAAGAAAUUCUGUUAUAACCUGGAACAAUGUUGCCUUGAAUUAUACUUAAACAUCGAGCAGGAGAAUUCUAACCUCAAACAUCAGAACAGUAAUCUGAUUAAAGAGGUUGCUGAGUCCACAAUCAAUAUAAACCUAAUGCAUUUCAGAACUACUGACCUGUUAUCUGCACUUAGAGCAGACCUGGGCCACAUCUGGCCCUUUGUACAUCCCUCGUAUUACGUGGGAUAACUGCAGACUUUCAAAUCACGGAGGAGUUGGCAGCCAUGCAGUCAAUGAAAGGGACAACCACUGGUAAUGACUUGUUCCCCUUAGGUAAAUGCAUGUUAGGACUGAAAUGGGACAAGCUGGCAGGUGUGACAACAGACGGUUGUCCAAAUCUGACUGGGAAAAAUGUUGGACUUUUAAAGAGAAUGCAGGAUAAAGUGACAGAAAUGAACCCUUUGCAGAAAUUGACAUUUUUGCAUUGUAUUAUAGAUCAGGAAGUGUUAUGUAAGACAAUGUUAAAAAUGAACCAUGUUGUUGAUGCUGUAACUUAAACAGUUAACUUCAUCUGAGCGAAGUUCAGGUCAGUCUCACUUCAGGUCAGUCUCACUGCUGGACUUUUACUCCUUCCUCAAAGAGGAGAACUUUCCACACCUGAGGAGGCAUGCUCAGAGGAUUCUAGUCCUCUUUGGAUCUACCUAUAUAUGUGAACAGACAUUUUCAGUGAUGAAGUUCAACAAAUCCAAACACAGAUCCUCUAUCACUGAUGACCACCUUUCAGCUGUCCUUCGCAUAGCCACCUCAGAC